AUGUCGAAUUUAUUACAACAGAGGUUCAAGGCAGAUGAAGGUCUCCAAGAUGCAGGUGAAUGGUACGUCUAUCACAGCUCACAGUGGAUGGUAGCCGGAAACACGGACCAUUCGUGCAUUACCCCACGGCUUUAUAUCCACCCAGAUUCCCCCUGCUCGGGAGAGACAUGGAUGAGGCAGAUCAUCAGCUUCGAUCGGGUGAAGCUCACCAACAAUGAGAUGGACGACAAAGGGCAUAUAAUUUUGCAAUCAAUGCACAAAUACAAGCCCAGAGUCCACAUUAUCCUACAGGAUUCCCGGUUUGAUCUUUCCCAGAGCCCAUCUUUGCCUGCAGCCGGUGUUCAGACCUUCUCUUUUAAAGAAACCGAAUUUACGACGGUCACAGCCUAUCAAAACCAGCAGAUAACAAAACUGAAGAUUGACCGCAAUCCAUUUGCUAAAGGAUUUAGAGAUCCUGGAAGAAACAGAGGCGUUUUGGAUGGGCUUCUGGAAUCCUAUCCAUGGAGACCAUCCCUGACCUUCGAUUUUAAGCAUUUCGGGACCGAACGUCAGAGUGGAAGUUCCAGCUCAUCUCCUGCAACGCCCUCCGGGGGAACCCCAUCACCUCUCAGCUCCCUCCUUUCUCCUGCGGGUUCUCCUCCUACUUUUCACCUCUCUGCAACCAAUCUUGGCGUGCCCUGCCCGGAUUCCUACCUGCACCAUCUUGGCCUACCCAUCUGCUACAAGAUUUGCCCUACCAAUCUCUUAAGACAGCCGUCCCUCAUGUUCCCAAGCCACCAUAAGUUGGGAAGUGCCACUGGUCCUCACUUUUUCCCCCACUUCAUGGUGGAGGUGCCCACCUUGUCUUCUCUGAGCAUCGGCAAUGUCAGAAGUGGCAAAGCAGAAGAUCUAGAUGGAGUGGUGUCCCAGGGGCCCAGUUCUGCGGGCCAGAUGUUGUACGGCUUGCAUGCAUCUGGAAACAUUUUCCCAUCGGCGCCCGUUGCCCGAGAAACUUUAAACUGUGCCUUGCAUCCUCCGUAUGGGUUCUACGGUUAUAACUUUUCAGUGCCGUCUAGGUUAAUGAAUUCAUUGAGCCACUUCAAAGUGAGCGAUGGCAUGCCACCUCUGCUCCAGGACAGCAGGUGUAAUCAUUCUCCUUGGACAUCCACAGUUAACCACUGCCUCUAA
This is a messenger RNA of Thamnophis elegans (Western terrestrial garter snake), 1167 nucleotides long. RefSeq names its product T-box transcription factor 22 (gene TBX22). The coding region runs from base 1 to 1167 and encodes 388 amino acids. NCBI's taxonomy places the organism in Eukaryota, Metazoa, Chordata, Lepidosauria, Squamata, Natricidae. The transcript has 6 exons. Gene Ontology annotation, biological process: positive regulation of DNA-templated transcription; cell fate specification; regulation of transcription by RNA polymerase II. Gene Ontology annotation, cellular component: nucleus. The record is from RefSeq and is a predicted model, not a curated record. Gene Ontology annotation, molecular function: RNA polymerase II cis-regulatory region sequence-specific DNA binding; DNA-binding transcription factor activity, RNA polymerase II-specific.